This is a messenger RNA of Raphanus sativus (radish), 501 nucleotides long. RefSeq names its product copper transport protein ATX1-like. Lineage: Eukaryota; Viridiplantae; Streptophyta; Magnoliopsida; Brassicales; Brassicaceae. The coding region runs from base 5 to 367 and encodes 120 amino acids. The transcript is spliced from 3 exons. Gene Ontology annotation, molecular function: metal ion binding. The record is from RefSeq and is a predicted model, not a curated record.
GAAUAUGUUUCCUUCGUUGAAUUGGUCAAAGCUGCUUGCGUUUAAAAAGCUCCAGAAACAUCUCUUUUCUUUUUACAAAUUUUCUCCGUUGUGGUUGAAACUUUUACAUCUAGGAAGGAAAAAGAUAAGAGAUAUGUCUCAGACUGUGGUUCUAAAGGUGGCUAUGCCAUGUGAGGGAUGCGUGGGAGCUGUGAAAAGAGUCCUAGGCAAAAUGCAAGGUGUGGAGUCAUUUGAUGUGGACCUGAAAGAGCAGAAGGUAACGGUGAAAGGCAACGUGGAGCCAGAGGCUGUUCUGCAGACAGUCUCAAAGACAGGAAAGAAAACAAGUUUCUGGGGAGCUGACGAGGCUGAAACCGCCAAGGCCUAAAGAAAUGUAAGAAGCAAUAAAAGCAUCCCCAUGUGUAUAAUAUAACUCUGUAAUCAAUAAAUCUAAAUCUCUGAACAACCCUUUGUUCUUAAAAUACACAUUGUUUGGUCUUGUAAUAAUCCCUUUUUCCCCUC